AUGUUCAGUGACAAUGCUGACCUGCACUCUAAAAGUGAAAGUAAAAAUACAAUUACAGGUGGAGGAAAUGAACAGUCCACAGAUGUUAUCAGUGCUUGGGAAGGAGACUCCAUCAACAUAAUUUGCCCAAUGAGUGGUUCACAAUAUCAAGUGGGGAUGUACUUGAGACUUAUCAGACAGAGUAUUGAUGUGGCAUAUUUUCCCAAGGAGGAAUCUCCAUCUGUCAAUCCUGUCUUUGCUAAUCGUCUUGAGUCUUCAAAGGAAGGGCAGACUCUCAGGAUAACCCUGCACAGGUUCCAGGAAUCUGAUUCUGAAAUCUACGUAUGCUCUGAUUUUUUAAAUAUCAGUGGCCAUCACAAAGAGAUACAUAGGAAGACAACCAUAGUAGUGGCCAAAGCUGGAUCCAGAAGAAUUGUGGAGCAAUCACCACUCCAUGCCAACCCCGUGCAAGGCCAGUCUGUCAACAUCACCUGCGUGUUGAAAAGCUCACCUGAAGAUGAGAAGUUCUACUUGCUCAGGACUCACGUGCAGCCUGGCACAGUUCUGUCUGUGUCAAAGCUCAACGUGUCAGAGGUUUCUCCUGCCUUUGGGAGUCGCUUGGGGUAUUCAAGGGAAGGAAACAGAGCUGUGGUAACUCUGCACAAGCUCCAGGAGCAGGACACUGAUAUCUACAACUGUGCCCAGGAUGUGAAGGGUUCCCCUCUGCUCUCAGCCAGUGGCACCAUGGUGCUGGUUAAAGAAGUGGAGCAGGCAUGUGAGAAGAGCUCCUGGGAUUCGUAUGUCCUUGGCACAGUGGUGGCUCUGCUGUUCUGUGCCCUGGUGUGCUGCACCUUGUACCGUGUGGAUGUGAAGAAAUAUUUCCAGAAGAAAAAGCCCAAUGUGGUGUAUGAAGACAUGUCCUACAACUCCAGACGGAGCACGCUGGUCAGAAGCAACACCUGUUCCAGAGGUGAAUGAACUUCUGCCAGCUGGACCAUUCCCUCACAGCCAGCUCUCAGAGCUGCUUUAACCACCUGAACUGAAGUUGCUAUCACCUACCUUCUUCAGCGGGUAGAAAAUCUUCAUUUCCAAUGCUGUUUCUACUUUUUUAAAUUUUUUUUUUUUUUUUGUAAUAUACAGAAAAAGUAGCAAAAUGCAGGUACCCUGGACAGUGUAUGCAGUUCAGUGUGAAAAAGCAGCAAUUUGGGGUUAAAUGCAACAUAUGGACUAGUUUCUUUGCUAAAUAACCCUUUCUGGGAUGGGGAGGUCUGGUUCUGAGCAUUGCUAAAUCUCAGGAAGACCACACGGGUCUGAUCAAGAAUUUGUCGUGGAUCCACACAGGUGUGGAUUCCAGUUCUCUCGUGGACCCUUGCUCAAGAGC
This is a messenger RNA of Lonchura striata (white-rumped munia), 1360 nucleotides long. Lineage: Eukaryota; Metazoa; Chordata; Aves; Passeriformes; Estrildidae. The record is from RefSeq and is a predicted model, not a curated record.